GCGGAUGUCAUCACAUUUGCCGCUGCCAUCAGCGCCUGCGAGAAGGCCUCCGAAUGGCCGUGGGCGCUAGAACUUUUCCGGUGCCUGCGCUCCGGGAUGCUGCGCCCGAAUGUCGUGGCUCACAACGCGGCCAUCGCAGCCUGCCAGCAAGCGGGGCGCUGGCAGGACUCGCUGCUGCUGUUCCAGCAGUUGCGGGAGCAGCAGUUGGAAGGAAGCGUAAUCACCCUGGCUGCAGCCGCGGCUGCCUCCACUCUAG
Symbiodinium sp. CCMP2456 is the source of this 256-nucleotide messenger RNA. Lineage: Eukaryota; Dinophyceae; Suessiales; Symbiodiniaceae. The record is from the annotation of a GenBank genome assembly.